Messenger RNA from Phanerochaete carnosa HHB-10118-sp, 255 nucleotides. RefSeq lists its product as uncharacterized. The transcript has a single exon. The record is from RefSeq and is a predicted model, not a curated record. Bases 1 to 255 code for a protein of 84 amino acids. NCBI's taxonomy places the organism in Eukaryota, Fungi, Basidiomycota, Agaricomycetes, Polyporales, Phanerochaetaceae.
AUGGCCUGGAAAGGCUGCAGCGUCGAUCUCACGCGCAUUGCCUGGUACGUCGGUAGCGGUCAUACUGAACCGCGUCGGCUCCCCCACCAUCGGCUCCUGCGAGCACGCGUACGCGUCGAGGACGACGACGUCGAAGACCUCGCUUCGCGAAUGGAGGGCGUCGAUAAGGACGACAUCUUCGACAGCAUAUGGCGAGACGGUGGCCAUCAAAAGCGCGACGCAGAGCUGGCCACCCGCAACCCGCUCUGGCACUGA